Molecule: messenger RNA, 3734 nt
Organism: Marmota monax (woodchuck)
Lineage: Eukaryota; Metazoa; Chordata; Mammalia; Rodentia; Sciuridae
Gene: Nat16
Product: N-acetyltransferase 16 (putative)
Source: RefSeq, a predicted model, not a curated record
GUGGAGCUUGAGAGCUGGGCCUGGCAGAAGGACCACCUUCAGCAGGCCUCGGGAUUCUUCCACAUCCCCCACAUCUUUGCACGGAGGAGGGUCUUGUCCUUCACUUUCCUGGCUCCUUCUAGGAUGGAACUGCAGACAUGCUAAUCUCACUUUAUAGAUGAGAUACUGAGCCUCUCAGGAGUUAGGAGCUGGGUCCCCAGGUUAUGAGUCAGGGGCUCAGGCUGUACUAGCUCCUGGAUGCACAGGUCCAUGCUUCAUAUUUCCUCCCACGCUUCUUCCCACCCACCCAGGUCGCUGGGGGUGAGGCCUGGUGGGUGCGCUUGGUCUAGUUUCCACGGUGCACCUGGCAGUCUUUAUGGUGCUGCCCUAAGAGGGCCUAGGCCUGAGCCAGGGAGAGAAGAGAUGGGGACAGGGUCUACUAGGGCCCUGUGCACCUAGGGGGACAGGGCUGCUCCCCACCGCCACCCCGCAGUGCUGAGAGGAUCCAGAAGUCUUGGCCCUGCUCAGCUCUCAUCAGCCUCACAACUUCUGCCUCUUCAGGUCUCUUGUUUCAGGGCUUUUCAGCUUUUUCUGAUCCCUUUGCAGCCUUUCUGUAGAGAGGGUGGCCCCUGGAGGAGCGCGACUUUGGGGCCCUUGGGGACUCCUGGACCCACAUAGAGAUGCUGUGGGGCGGGGUGACCACUAAGUCAGAAACCAACUCUCCGCGCAAACCCAAGUCACCCCACGCCCCCUGUCCCGUUCCUCAGGCGGACCUGAGGCGGGGUCUGGUGGGCACUCUGCACCGCCACCCCCGGCACCGGCUGCCGCGGCCACACUGCCCCUGGUCUCCCCGCUUCGCGAGUCCCCGGCCGGACUGGAGUCCGCUCCAGAUCCGUCCCGGGUUUCCUCCGCGGCGCUGGGAUCUCCGCCCCUCGGAGCCGCCGGGCCGCGGCGGCCGCGGCGGAGCGUCGCCCCGGGAGACGCACGCGCCACCUGAACCCUGAUCAGCCGUCCGGCGCUGAACUGCGGCCCAGACCCGGCGUCUGCACUCGAAGUCCCAGUCGGGAUCCGACGGCGCGGCCCAGUCCCGGCUCGUCCUCCGCCCUUGACUCUCGGGGCGCCUAGUGGCCCCCACUCCGCGCCGCGGGCCACCUGCGCUUCUCACCACCGCGCCCCGGGCUCCCGCAGUGCCGUGAAGCUGGAAGCCAACUGGGCCAUAGGCACAUUGGAGGUCCUUAACCCAGAAAAAGAUUCUGCUUCAGAUGUGAAGAUGAUCUCCAAUGUCCAGCCACAGGAGACCCAGGCCAACUCCAGGUCCGGAUUAGGGCUUGAGGUUGAGACCAAGCCUCCAAGGACUGAUCCAGGGCAUGAAGCCCAGGCCAAGUUCUUGCAGGCCGAGCCCAGGACCAGAUCAUGACCGGAGGCAGAGGCUGACCAGUUGGACUUCGGUAGCUACAGAACGGAGUUUGAGGAGGUGCCGGCCAUCUGGAGGGGCGGGGCGGGGCGAGUAAGGGGGUGCAUCUGUGGGGGCUUGAACUACCUCCUGAAUGGCUAUCACAGCUGGCCCCAGGAUCUGUCUCGCCUGGAGGUGCAAGCCAAGGGAAACAGGGGUGUGAUCCCGCUGGAGUCGGUGAACUUGAUCGACGCUGGGGAGGGGCUGCGCUUGGCGCCCUGGGAGCGCAGCAAGAGCGUGGCCCGGCUUCUGCAGAGCUUCUGCUCACAGCUGGUCAAACGACAGCAGCUGGGGGUCAAGGUGGCCCAGGAGCUGAAGGAAUACCGACUCGUGACCCCGCAGGGGAUCCUUUUGCUUUGGUUCAACGCGUUGGCGCUGCUGGCGGGCCUGGGCGCCCGGCUGGCGGUUCUGCAGGCCUCUGGCACCUUGUCGCCGCUGCCAGAGGCCGUGUCCGAGGCAGGCGUUGAAGUGGCACGUCUUCUGCUAUCGCCUUCCGUGCAACGCGACGUGCUCCGGGAGGGACUGGACCCGCAGCCCUACCAUCCCCAAAGAAGCAACCUGCGCCUUCUGGCGGCGAAAGGCCUGGAGUGUCGCGUGGACAGCCUCGCGCGCCUGUGCGUGCUCACGCUGUGCACGAGCCCCUUCCCUACCCCGCAAGGCGGCGACCGCCGGUGGCGCUCCCUCAACAUCUACUGCUUUGGCAGCGACAUUGCGCAGGUGCAGAGCCAGCUGCUGGGGCACCUGCAGCGCCUUCUCACCGGCCUCUACGUCUUGUGCCAACUCUUCCUGACGCCCCAGCUGUGGUCACAGCUGGCUUAUUUACCAGGCCUGGGGCUUGGGCUGGUCCAGAGUUAUAUGGAACAAUACCAGCUGGAGGCCGACACGUGAGGCUUCUCUUCCCAGAGAAAAGCGGAAAAGCACUCAGUGUUGCUUCCUUCCUCAAAUCCCCAGCCAGCCCGUGCCUACCAUUUCCAAGCUCCACCCCCUCAGAAGUUGGCUCUGUCCCCCUACCUUAAGGCAUGUAGGUCCUCCCCUUUCCCUUUUCUCAACUGGGCCAUCUCCUAGCUCCCCCAAAUGCCCUUUCCCACUCCAGACUUGACCUCUGAAGAUGGGGGAGCCCCUUUGCUCCCUAUUACCCACUCCCUUCUCUUCCAAGAAUGAUGGAUCCCUUCAGAGCCCUGUCCAUCUUCCCAUGAUUCCUGGCUUCUCCCUUCUGUACCCAUCAGAUGGAAAUGGCAGCAUUGUGUGUGUGAUGCCCAGGUCCCAGCGGGGGACACAGCCAACCCAAUCCAUGUUCUUUCUCUUCCUCUUCCCCUUCUGAAGCUUCAGAACUGGCCCAGGGUGCUCUUCCUCACUGGCCCCUCAGUCUUCUAGAUUAGUGUCCUUUUUCUGCUUCUUAUUCACCCCCAUUUUCUUCCUCCCUGGACAUUCCUGUCACUUAGCUCCUAAACACCAGUUUUUCUGCUCCUCCCCCCUUUUUCUUCUGUUCCCUUCCCCAUUACCAGAGAGAGAGGUUGUAAAUAAAAUAUAUUUAUAAUGAUCCCCCACUUGGGAUCCUGUUUACUUUUGGUGGUGUGCUUUCCUCAGCUUGCCACACUGGCUGGGUUUUGCUCCAAACUGGAAUGAUGUUGUUUUUCUCGAGGGUUGUUUCCUAAGGUCCCCAUCUAACUAGAGGGUCCAGCCAGAAACUGGUGCAACCAAACCUGGCCUAGGGGCUGUCCCUCAACCUGGCAUAGGGUUUUUCAGGUUCCAACCAGUCUACCUUCUAGGAGAACAGGAACCCCCACCUCCCUGUACUUCUGCACACUGUUCCUCUGGAUUAUGUAUGCUAUUUAGACUUUGAGAGUCUUCUAUAUAAAUGCAAGUAUUAACCACUGCAUUUGUACAGUGCUGUCUCCUAUACUGGAUCCCACACCAAAGUCAAAAGAAGGAAACAGGCUUAGAAGGGUCCAAGUGACUUCUUUGAAGUCCCUGUUAAUAGCUGGACCUAGAACUAGGUGUGCCAAGGCCACAGCAUGCCCAGAACCUCGCUCUGUGUGUUGGUAUUAGCUUUGGACUUCUUGUUGGACAGUGGACAGUUGCUAGGGAAGUGUGGAUCCAGCUCGGGGUUUGCUGGGGAUGGAAUCCAAGAUGUGGGCAGAGGAGGGCGCCAGUGGGUGGGAAAAGGUGGGCAAAGGGAACAGCUACUGUCACUAUUCACAGCUCCAGCUCUGUGGCUACGCUGCUCUGCCUUGGCUGCCUCCUGCCCCUUCCUUGCCAUUUCCACCAUGGCCGUAUGGCAAUAAAAUGGACCUUUUGCCCA